AUGAAGCGAUCGACCUCCAACAACAACCUCCAACAAGCGCCUCAUACGACGAACCAUGUACGAACAACCUCCGGCUCACGCAUGUCCCUCGCGCCUGGCCGACCCUCGCAACCAGUCUUCCAGCGCUCCUCAUCCGGCAACAAUCUAGCGGACAUGGGCGGCUUCUCUACAGUGCAACGACCGAGCACCGCGAACUUCUUGGGCAGCAACAUGACUGGUAGGAAGAGUUAUGCGCCUGUUGCGAGCACGCCUAUGAAUCCAAGCACAGCAAUGCAGGACAGCACGGCGAGAAGAAGCAGUGUGUAUAGCGCGCGGCCAUCUGCUGCGUUUGGACCGACCGCGCAUCAGUCUUUCUUCACGACGGCGCCUCCACCGAAUGCUGCGCCAGUAGACCCCAGGAGACUUCGAAACCCGACCGUGAAGGCGCAGAUGUCACAAGACAUAUCCGAAUUUCUGGCGCAACGCAACUUUGAAAUGGAGACGAAGCAUACACUGCGACCUGAUAGCAUGAGCAAUCCGACGAAGAAGGACUUUGCAGAGAUGUUCCAGUUUCUCUACCACUGCAUCGACCCGUCAUACCGCUUUCGCGACAAGAUUGAGAACGAGGUGCCCGCGGUGAUGAAGCAGCUGCGAUACCCAUUCGAAAGGAGCAUCACAAAGUCGCAGAUCAGUGCAGUGGGCGGGAGCAACGGCUGGCCGACUUUCCUGGCUUUACUACACUGGAUGAUGCAGCUUGCAAAGAUGAUGGAGUCGUAUUCGACCGGUGCUUACGACGAUGCUUGCAUAGAAGCGGGCUACGACGUGAGCGCGGACCGCAUUACAUUUCAGUUCCUGUCCGACGCGUACAAGGAGUGGCUUUCGAUCGAGGACGACGAUGAUGACGAUGAAGAGGCGAAGCGAAGGAUACAGCCACAUAUCGACAAUAUGGCGGCGAAGUUUGAGCAAGCGAAUCAGGCGAAUCUGGAGCAGAUGAAGCAGCUGGAGGAAGAGUCAAAAGCACUGCAGGAGCAGAUUGACGAGCUGGCAAAGUCUGCACCGAAGCUGGCCAACCUGGACAAGGUCACGAAAGUGCUUGAAGACGAUCGCGUGAAGUUUGAGACCUACAACCAGGGAAUCGAGAACAAGAUCGACAAGUACAGCAAUCGGGUACAACUUCUGCAACAGGAGAUCGAGAAGUGUGAGCAGGAACUGCACGAAGCUGAAGACGAGCGCAACGACAUCCAGCGGAAGGUCGAUGAGCAGGGUCUGAGUGUGCAAGACAUCGACCGGAUGAACACCGAGCGCGAACGUCUGCAGAAGGGCGUCGACAGCACAGCCGUCCGACUCGACGAAGCCAAAGAGCGGAUGCAGAAGAAAGAAGCCGAGACGGGCAGCAGACUCGACGACCUAGAGUCGAUCGUACAAAAGUACAACAGCCUAGGCUACGCCAUCGACAUCAUCCCCCUCACUGCCAAAAACGCCCACAGCUACGAGCACGAGUUGAAACUGACCAUUAACGCCGGUCCCGACUUCUCCGCCUCGCAGAGCCAACACGCACAGCAAUCCGACCGCCUUCUCGCUUCCGCCACCCAAGGCUACCGCGCCAACGACAUCCUCCACUCUGACCUCAAAGCCGCCAAGAAAGCGCUUCAAGACCUGCGCAAAGAGAUCUCCGAGCGACGAAACGCAGCUUUCGAAGAAGACCUCAAAAAGGUCGAAAUGCUGCAGUCCACCGAAGAAGCUCUGGAAGACAAAGCCGCGGAGCUGGAAGGGCUGACGCAUCGCGUGAGAGCCGCGAACGAGGAGUUCGAGAAGAGUCGCGAGAUUAUUAAAAUGCAGGACAUGGGCUCCGACGCGCAGAUUGAGCGGCUGGAGAAGGAGUUGAGUAAGAUGCGGAGCGAGUUGACGGAGAGCGUGCAGUUCUGGGAGCAGAAGGAGAUGAAUACUGAGCUUGAGUACGAACAACUCACCCUCCGCUCCUCGGCCCUGCGCGAGGAGUUACACACGGAGUUGGAAAGGAUGUUGAAUGAAGUUAUCCAGUUCAAGAUCCAUAUCCAAGGGAGUCUGGAGGCUUAUGAGGAUUUCGUCGCGCAGGAGGUUGAGAGGGAGUGGGGGGAGCAGGAGGCUGGGAGCGCGGCGGGAGGCGUUGAUGGGGAUGAUCGGAUGGAGGAGUAA
This is a messenger RNA of Saxophila tyrrhenica, 2154 nucleotides long. It is a transcript of the gene NDC80, whose product is annotated as kinetochore-associated Ndc80 complex subunit ndc80. The transcript is spliced from 2 exons. The record is from RefSeq and is a predicted model, not a curated record. The coding region runs from base 1 to 2154 and encodes 717 amino acids. Gene Ontology annotation, biological process: attachment of mitotic spindle microtubules to kinetochore. Gene Ontology annotation, cellular component: Ndc80 complex. NCBI's taxonomy places the organism in Eukaryota, Fungi, Ascomycota, Dothideomycetes, Mycosphaerellales, Extremaceae.